CUCCAACCUCCUUUUCUUUCUUUAUGCUCAAAACCCUUUUAGAUAUCAAUCAUGACAAGUUCCCAGUUCCUUGCAUCUGGCAAAUUUUGUAUAGAAUAGGACCACUUUGCUGUCCUUUUGCACUUUCUUUAUAGCGUAUGCAUAACUGUUUAUGACCAGUGCAAAUAGUAGCAUCCCACUUCUUGUCGUCGACGUUUAUUUCCCUUUGAUACAUCCCCUGGUAGAGGCCAACUUAGAACUAUCGAUCCUCGUGUAAACAAAAUUCCCAGUUUCUAUAUGCAGAUAUUCUUGUGUAUAAACGGCCGUUUUUCUUGUGUUUGACAGCUGAUCGAUCUUGCAAUACUGGUAAAUUUUGGAAUACAGGUUGGUGGGGAACAGGUCAUGGCCAGAGAACAAUUGGGAGUGCUUAAUGCGCUCGAUAUUGCCAAGACCCAAUGGUACCAUUUCACAGCAAUUGUGAUUGCUGGAAUGGGUUUUUUCACAGAUGCAUACGAUCUUUUUUGCAUCUCCCUGGUUACCAAGUUGCUUGGUCGCAUAUACUACACUGACUACAACAGCGAGAAGCCAGGUACAUUACCUCCAAAUGUAGCAGCCGCUGUUAAUGGUGUUGCACUUUGUGGCACUUUAGCUGGCCAGCUCUUCUUUGGGUGGCUUGGUGACAAAUUGGGAAGGAAGAAAGUCUAUGGGAUAACUCUACUUCUCAUGGUUGUUUGCUCCCUCGCUUCGGGGCUUUCCUUUGGAAGUACUCCUGUGGGUACCAUAAUCACUCUUUGCUUCUUCAGGUUCUGGCUCGGAUUCGGUAUUGGUGGUGAUUAUCCUCUAUCUGCCACAAUUAUGUCUGAAUAUGCUAACAAGAAGACUCGUGGGGCAUUUAUCGCUGCUGUGUUUGCCAUGCAAGGAUUUGGAAUUUUGGCUGGAGGGAUUGUGGCUCUAAUAGUUUCAAGUGCAUUUGAUCACAAAUUCAAGGCCCCCCCAUACUCAGUUAACCGACAUGACUCACUUGCUCCUCAAGCUGACUACAUUUGGCGCAUAAUCUUGAUGUUCGGUGCCCUUCCCGCUGCCCUCACUUAUUACUGGCGCAUGAAGAUGCCUGAAACAGCACGUUACACAGCUCUGGUUGCUAAGAAUGCAAAACAAGCUGCCGCAGAUAUGGCUAAGGUGUUACAUGUUGAUCUUGAAGCAGAGGAGGAGAAGGUACAGAAGUUAGCUGCAGAUCGAUCCAAUUCGUUUGGAUUGUUCUCUAAGGAAUUCGCCAAGCGCCACGGCCUUCACUUGCUAGGAACCACAACAACUUGGUUCCUGCUGGAUAUUGCUUUCUACAGCCAAAAUCUUUUCCAGAAAGAUAUCUUCACAGCAAUCAAUUGGAUUCCAAAAGCAGCAGAAAUGAAUGCGAUUCAUGAGGUUUAUCGUAUUGCAAGGGCUCAAACACUUAUUGCACUGUGCAGCACCGUGCCUGGAUAUUGGUUUACAGUGUUUUUGAUUGACUACAUGGGGAGAUUUGCUAUUCAAUUGAUGGGUUUCUUCUUCAUGACAGUGUUCAUGUUCGCUCUCGCUAUCCCAUACCAUCACUGGACCUUGAAGCCUAACAGAAUUGGCUUUGUUAUAAUGUAUUCACUGACCUUUUUCUUUGCCAAUUUUGGACCCAACGCCACUACAUUUGUGGUACCAGCAGAGAUUUUCCCAGCAAGGCUAAGAUCAACUUGCCAUGGUAUAUCAGCAGCAGCAGGCAAAGCAGGCGCUAUAGUAGGCGCAUUUGGUUUCUUAUAUGCUGCACAAAGCAAAGACAAAUCCAAGACUGAUGCAGGUUACCCUCCUGGCAUUGGAGUGAAGAACUCUUUACUUGCUCUUGGCGUUAUCAAUUUUUUUGGAAUGUUGUUUACUCUAUUGGUGCCUGAAUCAAAGGGCAAAUCGCUGGAAGAGUUGACAGGUGAGAAUGAGGAAAAUGGUGAGGAGAUGCAGGGUGCUGAUACUGCUAGGACUGUUCCAGUGUGAUCAUUUUCGCCAAAAUAUCUCCUUAUUGAUAAAGCUUUCUAUACUUUUACUGUGUGUUUAUUUGUAUUUCUGCUUUUAGGCAACGCAAUAAUAUGUGGAUACUCUAUUAGAUACUAUGUAUGUGUUUUCUUGUCCUAGAGGAACCGGAAUUCAUCAAUGCUUUUACUGAAA
Molecule: messenger RNA, 2163 nt
Organism: Manihot esculenta (cassava)
Lineage: Eukaryota; Viridiplantae; Streptophyta; Magnoliopsida; Malpighiales; Euphorbiaceae
Product: probable inorganic phosphate transporter 1-3
Exons: 2
Coding region: 382-1992 (536 amino acids)
Biological process (GO): phosphate ion transport; transmembrane transport
Cellular component (GO): membrane
Molecular function (GO): phosphate transmembrane transporter activity
Source: RefSeq, a predicted model, not a curated record